Molecule: messenger RNA, 1736 nt
Organism: Xenopus laevis (African clawed frog)
Lineage: Eukaryota; Metazoa; Chordata; Amphibia; Anura; Pipidae
Gene: zkscan8.L
Product: zinc finger with KRAB and SCAN domains 8 L homeolog
Exons: 5
Coding region: 272-1393 (373 amino acids)
Biological process (GO): regulation of transcription by RNA polymerase II; regulation of DNA-templated transcription
Cellular component (GO): chromatin; nucleus; transcription regulator complex
Molecular function (GO): DNA-binding transcription factor activity, RNA polymerase II-specific; RNA polymerase II cis-regulatory region sequence-specific DNA binding
Source: RefSeq, a predicted model, not a curated record
UUUCUGGGAAUUGUAGUUCAAAAUGUAGAGGCACGCAGAGCAUGACUGUCUUAUCAAAUACAAGUCCCAGUUUCCCUUGCAAGAAAAAGAGCUUUAGAAUCAGGCCGAGGCUUAGAACGCACACUACCGCCUCUUUGUUAUUGUGCUUCCCGUCUGAAUCAAUUCACUGUGUGCAACAGACUGGAAUUACUGAGCUCGGUCGGAGAGACUAUGUACGUGUAGCCGUGUGUCUUUAUCAACACUUCAAUUUCACUAAGUUCGACCUCUGCUAAUGUAUUUACACAUGGCCGACUGUAAGGCAGAUGAGCAAAGUAAUCAGGCACUGGAUGACGAGGAGGACUCCAUAAAAACAGAUAAUGUUGCAGUGUGCUUCUCUGUGGAAGAGUUAGAAUCUUUUGAAGAACGGCAAAAGGAACCUUGCAAGAACAUAAUGAGGGAAAUUCAUCAGACCCCCACCGUAGUGGGUUACAUCUAUGUGAAGCCUGAAACUGUAUCCCUUAUUCGCAGAGGAGAAGAGCUGUGUGUCAGUAGCAAUUUGUACUCAAGAAAACGAGACCUACGUAUAAGUCCUGCUUCAAGUGAAGGUGGAAGUAAAUCAGAUAGUAACGGGAGCACGUUACAUGCUCAAAUCAAAAGGCCCCAUAGCACAUCCCAAAUUAAAAGCAUUAAAGGUGACUCUUCACAAAAUUCACCUCAGGAACCCACACUGAGUAUUAGAGGAAUCCUAGCUAGGAAACCACGUAUUAUUAUCCCAACUGUAAAUCCAGUUAAAGAACACCUAAUCCCCAAAAUGAACAUACAAGUAAUGGAAGAAAAGAGCAGUGAAAUGGCUACUUGUACGCAAAAGACACGCGUAAGAAGGAGAUAUCUUAAAAGGGCUAAAAGUACAAGUGUGGACCAAGUACAAGAUGAACAGAAAACAAACAAAAGAGCAGAGGUGUCUAACCGGCCUAAAAUUCCUAAACCCCCUAAAGUCUAUUCAUGUUCUGAUUGUGGGAAAACAUUCACUCAGAAUGCAAGUCUCAUUAUUCAUCAUAGAACCCACACAGGAGAAAGGCCCCACGCCUGUAAGAUAUGCAACAAAAGUUUUAUUAGCAGCGCCUACCUCAUCAUGCAUCAGAGGAUCCACACAGGGGAACGUCCAUAUGUAUGCAAGGAAUGUGGUAAAAGCUUUAUAAACAGUUCAAAUCUUAUUAUCCACAGAAGAGUUCACACGGGAGAACGGCCCUAUAUCUGUAGCGAGUGUGGGAAAAGUUUUCGGCACAGCUCCGAUCUGGUUAGGCACCAAAAAGUACAUACCGGAGAAAGGCCAUACUCGUGUGAGGAGUGCGGGAAGUGCUUUUUCCGUAGCUCUCAUCUGGUUAGACACAAGAGGAUUCAUGCAAAAGCCUAAAGAUGUGUUUAUAUGGAGAUUUAUUUUUCAUGUACAUAGUAAAGGUAAUCAUUUCUUAAUUUUUAGUUCAGUUUCAGGGUACAAAGCAUUAAUCUUCCUAAAAUUUGUUAACAGGUUACGUUGGCUACACAGUAAUUAUUUGUCUGGUCAUAUCUGCCUGUCUGGGAAGGUCUGGUUUAGUUGGUUAAAGGGGUGGUUCACCUUUUAGUAUGUUUUAGAAUGGCCAAUUCUAAGAAACUUUUCAAUUGGUUAUUAUUUAUAGUUUUUUUUGGAUUUCUUGUCUUUCUUCUGACUUGUUCCAGCUGUUCACAGAUCCCAUCUGAAAAAAACAAAUGUUCUGUAA